Molecule: messenger RNA, 1146 nt
Organism: Prunus avium (sweet cherry)
Lineage: Eukaryota; Viridiplantae; Streptophyta; Magnoliopsida; Rosales; Rosaceae
Source: RefSeq, a predicted model, not a curated record
AUGGAAUCACCUUUUGACCAGCACCCUUACCCAUUCUUUCCUCUUCAAGCUUUGUCUCUCUCUCUCUCUCACCCGCUCUCUCUAAGUCACUCAGUCUCUCUCUCAACCGCUCUCGCUCGCCUCUGCCUCUCUCAGUCUCUGGUCUCUGCCUCUGUCCGUUCUUCCUCUCAGUCACUCUCUCAGCCACUAUCGCUCUCUCUCACCCGCUCUCUCUUAGUCAUCAAAGGUCUCCCUCUCUCGAUUUUUGUUGGUUUGAGAAUUGAUUUGAAGGCAAAGUUUUUCCAGAUUGGCUUGCUGGUUGUGUUUAUUUCUGGGAAUCAAAAAUUCUGGCUGGAAUUGAUUUUGAAGGCUAAGGAAAGGAUUGGCUUGCUGGCUGUUUUUAUUUCUGAGAGCAGGACAUCGAACAUAGAGAGCAAGUGCACCUCCGUCCACGGCACAGAAGAGAGAGAGAGAGAGAGUUGCUAUUGUUGGAAACUAAGGCUGAAGACAACCCAAAUGUUCUACCUCAGCCGAAUUGAGCACACUCUGCGGCUGCCUCCUCAUCUGCUUAGCCUUCGUCUAGAAGAUGCAGUUAGGGGAGAGCUUGAGAAGCUUUUCUUAGAUAAGGUUAUCGCCAACUUGGGACUUUGCAUUUCUGUGCAUACUAUACAAUCCAUUAACGAUGGCUUUAUCUUACCUAAUGAUGGUCAUCCAACUUUUAGGGUAUAUAUUUGUUUACCUUACUCUUCUCAAUUUUAUGACUAUAAAGUGCUUUGGGUAAAUUAUGUUUUGUUCAAAUUUAGGUUGUUUUAGUUCGUAUAAGUGGAAUCAGCUUGCUUGCUUCAAUUCGUUUUAUUUUUCUUAUUCAUAUUAUUUCCAAUUUUCAAUUGUAAGAUACCUCAAUUUAUUUCCGGUUAAACUGUGCGGUGUAUGAGAACUGCCAAUCUAAAUACCUGGUAUCGUUGAUACAGAUUAUUAGGCCUUUAGCUUAAUAUGCAAUAGACAGUGAUCUUCUCUAUAUCCAAAUUUUGUUUGUUGAUUGGUGAUAAUGGUGUGCUUAAGUAGGCUUGUUUUGGUCAGGUAAUUUCGCUUGUUUGUGGAUUGCUUUUGUUGGUUUUUUGUUUUUGGUUUCCGAAUAAAAUUGGGAAACUUUGGUGUUUUAGCUGA